Messenger RNA from Blastomyces dermatitidis ER-3, 567 nucleotides. RefSeq lists its product as uncharacterized. The record is from RefSeq and is a predicted model, not a curated record. The transcript is spliced from 4 exons. Bases 1 to 567 code for a protein of 188 amino acids. NCBI's taxonomy places the organism in Eukaryota, Fungi, Ascomycota, Eurotiomycetes, Onygenales, Ajellomycetaceae.
AUGCCUGUCAAUAUGAGAUUGAUCAACCGCGAAGAGACUACAGAGAAUCAGAUAGCUGGAUCCUUUUCAACACCAAUAACCGCGCGAAGACAACGCAAUAAUCAAGCCCAAGAUAAUCCUCCAGAACGCGAAGAUAUGAAAGAUCAUGAUGAACCAAGCUGCUGUCUUCUAAUGAUGCUCAUGAUGACCGCCAAUAUCGACGCCAAAACGAUGGAAAUACCGAUAACGAUGCCAGGCCACAGUGCCUAUAUGAUGCCAGGCCCCAGUGCCUACGAUGCCCAUACCGAUGACCAUGAUGCCAGGCCACAGCCCCAGUGCCUAUAUGAUGCCAGGCCACAGUGCCUAUAUGAUGCCAAGCCCCAGUCCCUAUAUGAUGCCAGGCCCCAGUGCCUAUAUGAUGCCAGGCCACAGUGCCUACGAUGCCAGGCCCCAGUGCCUACGAUGCCAGGCCCCAGUGCCUAUAUGAUGCCAGGCCACAGUGCCUACGAUGCCAGGCCCCAGUGCCUAUAUGAUGCCGGGCCACCGAUUGCCCAUAUGAUGACCUAUGCCGAUGACCUAUGCCGAUGA